Messenger RNA from Dipodomys spectabilis (banner-tailed kangaroo rat), 1463 nucleotides. RefSeq names its product matrix metallopeptidase 13 (gene Mmp13). The transcript has 10 exons. Gene Ontology annotation, molecular function: zinc ion binding; metalloendopeptidase activity. Gene Ontology annotation, biological process: collagen catabolic process; proteolysis; extracellular matrix organization. The coding region runs from base 13 to 1428 and encodes 471 amino acids. Gene Ontology annotation, cellular component: extracellular matrix. Lineage: Eukaryota; Metazoa; Chordata; Mammalia; Rodentia; Heteromyidae. The record is from RefSeq and is a predicted model, not a curated record.
CAGCCAUACAAGAUGCGUCCAGGUGUCCUGGCUGCCUUCUUCUUCCUGAGCUGGGCUCACUGUCGGUCCCUGCCCCUUCCCAGUGGGGAUGAUGACAGUGACUUGUCUGAGGAAGAUCUCCAGUUUGCAGAGCACUACCUGAAAUCAUACUACCAUCCUCGGAAUCUUGCGGGAAUCCUGAAGAAGUCGGCUGCCGGUUCCAUGGUGGAGAGGCUCCGAGAAAUGCAGUCAUUCUUUGGGUUGGAGGUGACAGGCCAGCUUGAUGAUAAUACCUUAGAUGUCAUGAAAAAACCAAGAUGCGGGGUCCCUGAUGUGGGUGAAUACAAUGUUUUCCCUCGAACUCUCAAGUGGUCCAACAUGAAUCUAACCUACAGAAUUGUGAAUUAUACUCCAGAUAUGACUCAUUCAGAAGUAGAAAAGUCCUUCAAAAAAGCCUUCAAAGUGUGGUCCGAUGUCACCCCUUUGAAUUUCACCAGAAUCCACGACGGCACAGCUGAUAUCAUGAUCUCUUUUGGAACUAAAGAACACGGCGACUUCUACCCAUUUGAUGGGCCCUCUGGUCUGCUGGCUCACGCUUUUCCUCCUGGACCAAAUUAUGGAGGAGAUGCCCAUUUUGAUGAUGACGAAACCUGGACAAGUAGUUCCAAAGGCUACAACCUGUUCCUGGUUGCUGCCCAUGAGUUUGGCCACUCCUUAGGGCUGGACCACUCCAAGGACCCCGGGGCACUUAUGUUCCCCAUCUACACCUAUACUGGCAAGAACCACUUCAUGCUCCCCGAGGACGAUGUGCAAGGCAUCCAGUCUCUCUACGGCCCAGGUGAUGAAGACCCCAACCCUAAACACCCCAAAACACCUGACAAGUGUGACCCUGCCUUGUCCCUUGAUGCCAUCACCAGUCUCCGAGGAGAGACAAUGAUCUUCAAAGACAGAUUCUUCUGGCGUCUACACCCUCAGCAGGUUGACGCAGAGCUGUUUUUGACAAAAUCAUUUUGGCCAGAACUUCCUAACCGUGUCGAUGCUGCAUAUGAGCAUCCCUCACGUGACCUUAUCUUCAUCUUUAGAGGUAGAAAAUUUUGGGCUCUUAAUGGUUAUGACAUUCUGGAAGGCUAUCCCCAAAAAAUAUCAGAACUUGGAUUUCCAAAAGAGGUUAAGAAGAUAAGUGCUGCAGUUCAUUUUGAGGAUACAGGCAAAACUCUCUUUUUCUCUGGAAACCAGGUCUGGAGUUAUGAUGACAUUAAUCAUAUUAUGGAUAAAGACUAUCCCAGAUUGAUAGAAGAAGAGUUCCCAGGAAUUGGUGAUAAAGUAGAUGCUGUUUAUGAGAAAAACGGUUAUAUCUAUUUUUUCAAUGGACCCAUACAGUUUGAAUACAGCAUCUGGAGUAACCGUGUGGUCCGUGUCAUGCCAACAAAUUCCCUACUGUGGUGUUAAGUGUCUUUUAAAAAUUAUUUAAACUCUGGAGAACA